Eruca vesicaria subsp. sativa (arugula) is the source of this 432-nucleotide messenger RNA. The record is from the annotation of a GenBank genome assembly. NCBI's taxonomy places the organism in Eukaryota, Viridiplantae, Streptophyta, Magnoliopsida, Brassicales, Brassicaceae.
AUGGAAGGCACGCUGAUCUCAUCGUCGCCACUCAGGUUCCACCCGUUGACAUCGUCACAAAGGAUCACCACAGGGAUCAAGAAGAGAAUACAAACCACCGUGUGCGGUGGCUACUACUACAGAGGAGGAAGAGUGGUGGACGAGAACAUGGUGAUCCUUAGGAAACGGAUCCAUGAGAGAAAGAUGGUCGAGCGAAACUAUGAACCUCCUUCUCAUUGGAUGCAGUGGGAGAAACGUUUCUACUGCAACUACGAUGCUAACAUAUGUGCUGCUCUCUCUCUUCUCCAGAGUUUUCUAAUGAACUCUCGUCCCAGCGUUGCGUUUGGAACGCUUCUUCUUCUCUUUGUCAGCGUCCCUGUCUCCACCGCCUUCUUUGCGUUUCGCAUUCUUGACAUUGUUCUUUGGCUUUUUGAUGCCACUCACGUAGGAUGA